Molecule: messenger RNA, 893 nt
Organism: Ilex paraguariensis (yerba mate)
Lineage: Eukaryota; Viridiplantae; Streptophyta; Magnoliopsida; Aquifoliales; Aquifoliaceae
Source: the annotation of a GenBank genome assembly
CCAACACCCCCCCCCCCUCUCUCUCUUCUCUCUCACACACACACACACACCCCGCAGGACCUGUAAGAAAAUCCGUUAAAGUGGAAAGAUGUUUUUCCAUAUAGUACUGGAGCGGAACAUGCAGCUCCACCCACGCCACUUCGGGCGCGACCUCCGCGAUAAGCUUGUGGCCAAGCUCAUGAAAGACGUUGAGGGAACUUGCAGUGGUCGACACGGCUUUGUUGUGGCAAUCACUGGCAUCGAGAGCGUCGGCAAAGGCCUGAUUCGCGACGGCACGGGCUUCGUCACCUUUCCGGUCAAGUAUCAGUGCGUUGUGUUCCGACCUUUCAAAGGGGAGAUCUCAGAAGCUGUUGUUACCAUGGUCAAUAAGAUGGGUUUCUUUGCUGAAGCUGGUCCGGUUCAGAUUUUUGUGUCGAAUCAUUUGAUACCGGAUGACAUGGAGUUCCAAUCUGGAGAUAUUCCCAAUUACACAACCUCAGAUGGAUCAGUUAAGAUUCAGAAGGACAGUGAAGUUCGGCUAAAGAUUAUUGGAACUCGAGUGGAUGCUACAGAAAUUUUCUGCAUUGGUACCAUAAAGGAUGAUUUCUUGGGUGUGAUCAGUGAUCCCGGGGCAACUUCCUAAUAGAAUUGGUGGUGGUGUUCUUCAUUCCAUGGAUGUCUUUGCCUAAGCUUCUAUACACUCUCCCAACUUCAUAGUAGAAUUGUUGAUGGUACUGUUUUUGGUCGACAUUACUUAUAAGGCUGUUUUACCCUUAAGAAUCUCACUGGCCCAUCUUUGGAUGUUGGAAUUCUGGUUCAAUUUCAAGUGCAACCAUUAGACAUAGACAAGGCCAUGGAACUAAUGCAAUUCAUACCUUUACUUUUCUGCAACUACAAUCGGGCAUGCAGCUCCC